Molecule: messenger RNA, 751 nt
Organism: Cannabis sativa
Lineage: Eukaryota; Viridiplantae; Streptophyta; Magnoliopsida; Rosales; Cannabaceae
Product: 16 kDa phloem protein 1
Exons: 5
Coding region: 123-581 (152 amino acids)
Source: RefSeq, a predicted model, not a curated record
AUGUCAAGAUCACUUUCCAUUAUCAUUUUUCAUUACAUAUUAGUCUUACAUCAAAAUCAAAAAUCAUCUAAUCUCAUUAUAUUAGACGUUUCUUUCUUAAUUAGGGAGAGAUUAUAUACAACAUGGCAACUGGAAUUAUGGAGGUCUUUUUGGUGAAUGCUAAGGGUCUUGGAGACACUGAUUUUUUUGGUGAUAUGGAUCCCUAUGUACUGAUUCAAUACAAAGAUCAAGAGCGCAAGAGUCUUGUAGCCCGAGGACAAGGGAGUAGCCCAUCAUGGAACCAAAAAUUGAGCUUUAGAGCAGAUUAUCCAGGUUCUGGAGAUAACUACAAGAUCACCUUCAAAAUUCUAGACAAGGACACUUUUUCUACUGAUGAUUUCAUCGGUCAUGCUACGAUCUAUGUGAAGGAUUUAUUGGCUAUAGGAGUUGAGAAAGGAAGUGCUCAACUACAAACGAGUAAAUACCGUGUAGUUGGCGCUGACCAAAAAUAUCGAGGAGAGAUUCAAGUUGGUGUAACUUUCACUCGCAAGGUGGAACAAAAAUGGGAGAAAUUUGGAGGAUGGAAAGAGAGCAAUUUCUAGAUUUUCUUAUGCUAUUCCAAAGUCCCAAAUAGCUAGAAAGACUCGAAGUUCUUUUAUUGAUUUAUUUUUCAUUUUAUUAAUAUAUUUAUGUUUGAAAUAUCUUUGUAUAUAGUGAGUAAUUGCUGUAAUGAAUUUAACAAAAUGUUAUUUAUUUAUUUUUAUUUUUGAAA